Messenger RNA from Pyricularia oryzae 70-15, 1265 nucleotides. RefSeq lists its product as uncharacterized. The coding region runs from base 254 to 1204 and encodes 316 amino acids. The transcript has a single exon. NCBI's taxonomy places the organism in Eukaryota, Fungi, Ascomycota, Sordariomycetes, Magnaporthales, Pyriculariaceae. The record is from RefSeq and is a predicted model, not a curated record.
GUUGACAUUGCCAGACAGUCGAACCAUUGAAACCAUCCGAGCGCGAUAGGGCGACUCCGGAAAUCCUACAUUCAGCGCCGCAAUUAAAAUCAACGAUUUCGGCCCAAACUUCUUUUCCAUUCUGUAUAUUUUAUUUACUCUUUGUUUCCUCUUCUUUUUCGCGGCGCAAGACUUGUCUCAGGAGAACAAGUCGCCCAUCGUUUCCUGGCGAACUAUACCCAGUUUUCUCGCACAAAAACACAAACCUGCCAAGAUGCACUCCCCAUCCUUGGCAACGGCCCUCUUUCUGGCCCUGGUCCUCCCCCUCACCCUGGCGCAAAACAUCCGCGCCAUCUACCUCUUCAAGGACGUGCUCAAGUCCAACACGACGGCGCUGACGCAAUCGGGCUUCAACAGCGCCAUCAUGUUUGGCGUCGGCGUGGUGGCCAACGGCGACAUCAUGUACUACUCCAACACGCCCGGCAGCUCCGACGUGCUCGUCGCCUCGGGCGGGCAGUACGUGGGGGGCGCGGCGCUGCAGAACAAGGUGCGGUCCCUCAAGGGCAGCGGCAGCAAGAUCACGCGGCUCGAGAUCUGCAUGAACUCGCAAAACAUCCGCGAGCUGAUGAGCAGCCCGGGGCCGGGGUCCAACACCAACAUCUACCGCAACUUCGCCGCGCUCAAGACGGCGUGGAACCUGGACGCGGUCAACAACAACGACGAGGCGCUGUACCACGUGCCCAGCACCGUGGCCUUUGGGCGCAUGGUCGGCGCCAUCGGGUACAAGUACUCGGCGUCGCCCUACACGCGCAUCUCGUUCUACCAGGACCUCAAGAGCCAGCUCGGCGCCGCGCUCAUGGACCGCUUCUACCUGCAGUGCUACGACGGCGGCGCCGGCAACGACCCGCUGCAGUGGCAGGCGCAGCUGGGCGCCAAGGUGGUCCCGCUGCUGUGGGUCGUCAACGACAGCAAGCCGUCCUACGGCCAGAACCCCGCCCAGGCGAGGAGCAAGUUUGCCGCCUGGAAGGCGAGGGGCGAGCUGGGCGGCGCGGGGUACUGGAACGAGUUUGACAUUGAAAAGAUGAACCUCAGCUACACCGACUACGCAAACGUGCUCAACGACCUGUUCCCGGGCACCGCGGCGGCCAAGGUGGAGGGGGAUGAUUCGUGGAGGCAGAGCUCUUGGGAGGGGAGGGUGCGAUCUGCGUCGAAGAUGGCUGCUUGAUUUGAGUACGGUGGGCGAUGAUCGAUGAUGUCGGUAUUCCAAUUUUCAGCAUGGUUUGGGA